AGUUAACCAUCGACGAGGAAAGGUCGUCUAACGGGGUAGAAAUUCAAAGUCGAGAUUUAAAACCAUUUUUUAAAGUGACUGACCGUUGGCGGCCAUUUUGUUUUUUGCUAUCGCACAUCGAAAGUUCGAGAGUUUGGUGAGCGGCGGUCGGCGGAAAAUCAUUCGCGAGUCAACCGUCAGAAGGGAAGGUUCGGCAGAGUCACGGAGAUGAUUUUCGAAGGCUUUCGGAGACUCGAAGUUUGAAAAUCAGUCGCGGGUCAACCGCCGUCAAGGAAGGUUCGGCGUCGCGGAGGUCAGAGUGCAGCAGGACUAAUUUUCGAAGGCUUGGAGGUUUGAGAGUUCGAGAUACGUGCGGCGGCCGCCGGAAAAUCAGUCGCGAGUCAACCGUCAAAGGGGAAGGUUCGACAGAGUCGCGAAGUCGUUGAGGGCCGAGUGCAAUGGAACUGAUUCUGAAGGCCUGCAGAAGCUCGACGUUCGAGAGAGUCACAGAGUGUCGUGUACAAUGCUUUUUAGAAAAUCUUCGGACGCCAUUUUUUUGUUCGCACAUCGAAAGGUCGAGAUAUGUUUGGCGGCCGCCGGAAAAUCAGUCGCGAGUGAACGGUCAGAUGGGAAGGUUCGGCAAAGUCUCGGAAAGUCGUGUGCGAAACGUAUAUUCUAGAAUUUUCGGAGGCCAUUUUUAUUUUCUCAUAUCGAAAGUUCGCGAUACCUACGUACGGCGGCCGCAAAAAAAUCAGUCGCGAGUGAGCAGUCGGAGAGGAAGGAUCAACAAAGUCGUGAAGUCGCGAAGGGCCGUGUGCGGGACUGAUUUUUGUAGGAUUUCUGUCACUCCAAAUUCUAGAGGUAAGAGCGUGGCGAGUGCCUGAAAAUCAUUCGCGGGUCAACCGUCGGAAAAGGUUUCGGCGUCGCGGAGGGCCGAGUGCGGUACGUAGUUUCGAAAUCUUUCGGAGGCCAUUUUUGUUUUCAUCAAACUAUGACGUUUUCAUACAAUACUUCGAUGUUUUACUUUUUCUUUAUGAAUAUUUUUCGCGGAAGGCCGAGUGCGAGACUACUUUUCGAAAAUUUUUGGAGGCCAUAUUUUUUUCUCAUAUCGAAAGUUCGAGCGGUAGGUACGGCGCGGGGCGCCUGCUUAAAAAUCAUUCCUGAGUUAAGCGUCGUAGGGGAAGGUUCGACGAAGUCGCGGUGGCGAGGCAGAGUGCGGGACUUAUUUUAAUAUUUCGGAAGCCAUUUAUAUUUUUCGCGCAUUGGGAGUUUGGGAAGGUAGGUGGCGAUCAACUAGAGGAGUCAUUCGCGAGUUAACCGUCGGAAGAAUCGUUCGGCAAACAGCGAGACUUAUGUUCGGACGCUCGCGGGGGCUCAUUCGCGUCUUGGCCGCUGGACAGAGAACAUCGAAGAAGGAAUUUCAUCUCUGAUAAAAAAUCGUUUAAAUAUUUUUCUUUGUCGUCCGCCAUUUAUUUUAACCCGCGUAUCGCGAUGUGCUACGACCGAGCCAAGCAAUACCUGUUGCGGAAAAUCAUCCGAAAGUCGACCGUUACAAAGAAGGAUGAUCGAAGCACCGGAGCAGCGUCCGGAAGUUUGAAUGUACUUCAUCAAAAAAGUGAUAGAGUGUGGUUAAAAACAAUGUUCGGAUGAGAAUAAUUGUUUGUACGCGUCCCGAUGGAAGUAAAAACGACGAGGAAUAGCUGCGAAUCAAUGGUUGUUGUGCUGCUUGCUUUCGUUUGAAAUCGCGCUCGGCCUUCUUUUGAUUAGAGUCCCGUGCAUGCUGCCGCUGCUCUCGCUGUGAAAUCAUGUGGAACCGAAAAGUGUGUAUUAGGGUAAUCGAGCUGCUUCUGUGUAUCGCGUGCGUCGUCGCUUUGAGGGUGACGGACGAUGAAAGCAGAAGAGUCUUCCAUUACCUGCGUAAUAGAAGUCUUGAGUGGUCUCUUUUAAACAAUGUUACCUGGGGUUCAAUUGGUGCCGCUCUUGCGACAGCGACUUGUGGAGGCUACAUCAUCGUAACCGCAGGUCUGCUCAUCGCAGCCGCCAGUGGGGAGCUCAGGGGCCGAGUGACGGAACGGUGCCUGUUGGGUCUGGGCGUGAUCCUGUUCGGUAUAGUGGGGGCACUCUCGAUGGCCUCGAUCGACAGUGUACCCAAUGAUCUGAUCGACAACGCCGCGGUCCUGGGCACGCUGUGUCUCGUCACAGCCAUGGUCUUUAUCGCGGACAUGCUCAUGAGCCCCGUUGUCGGCAAGAAGAAGCACGACGGAACCCAGACGAUCUCCAGCAAAGAACAAGCCAAGCAAUACGUGACGACGACAACGAUGACGAUAAACGAGAAGGAGCCCAACAAGAAAGUGUCGACCUGGCGAUCGCCGACGCCCGAGAUGACGGAGAAGCGCAACAGCAUGAACGACUCGGUAGUCGAGGAUGAUGAUCGCGACGACAGGGAGCACAGGCUCGAGAGAGCUGAACGACAGAUGCGCGAGUACGCGCAGAAUAUCGAGAACGGAAGGGGUGCGCGAGGGAAACCGAUGAGAGAUCGCGACGAUAUGCCGAGGAAAAUAAACGGCUACUAUCGAAACGACGACGUGUACCAGAGGCCGGUUGACGAAGUGGACGACGCUCCGCCUUUCCCGACGAAUGGAGACACGCCGGUUUUCGCCAAGGUCAUGAAUCCUGGCGUCAAGAUUAUGCGAGUCGAUCGCGAUGACGAGCGGGGAUACGAUAAUUACAGGUAUUCCGAUUCAAGUCAGUAUGACAACGUUCCGACGCGAAUGCGCGGCUCUUCCCCAGGAAUCUUAAAGAGGCAGCGCGACGUGUCCUUCUCCGAUCCGCGUCGUUCGCGCGGCUAUCGGCCUCAGGAGAUGGACGAGGAUCACCCAGGACAGCAGCGCCGGCAGCAUCGAGGCACACGGGACGAGAUCGAGAUGUUGGAGGAGUCUUUCGACGCGCUGAGAACGUCGACGAUGACUACAACUACAACGAGCGCGGCUACGCAAACUACCGGCGCUGAUAGGAAGACCAGUACGGCGACGAUAAUGGUUGGAGCUCCGGUCACUCCCAACGAUCCCGGAUAUGUCAGACACAUGUCCAGCAACUGGCCGCAGAACCUCAAGCCUAAAACUCCUUGAACGAAUCUUGCAUUUUACGCCACGACUUAAUGAGACGAUAAUUUUGGAAUCUGGGAUUGGGCUGUGAUGAACUGGUUCAUUUCAGAUUUCAUAAUUAUCUAGAGAAAUUAUUUCAAACCAAAUAUUUAAGCACAUGCUUGAACUUGGAUUCAAGUGAACUAUGUGUACGAUUCUAUGAACGUUUAUUUAUAGAAUUCACGGACUGCCAAAUCUAAUUAUCUAAUAUUAAUGUAUUUUCAAAAUUUGCGGUAUUUCUAUAUUAUUCCGAUCAGCAUCAAAGCAACGUCCACGUUAUUUACUUAUAUUUUUUGUAUAACUGUGUACAAUUUUGACUUAAUUAACAAUGUUGUGUAUUCAUAUUAAAAUUCUUCGAUCGCAUAUUUCUGAAUUACUGUUGUGCGAGACAAAGAAUAGUUAUGUAUACUUGCUCUACUUUUUAUAACUCUUACUCUUUUAUAUAAUGGCUUAACGUCUACUGUUAUAUACCUCUCAUGCUUAGAAUGAAAGUCGGUUGGCUUAUGACCUCGAAAAAUCUUGUUCUGCACAUGCUGAAGAAACAUUUCUUCAUUUUAAGUAACUAAAAUUAUGCUCAAAGUGAGUGCGUAAAUUUUAAGUUCCAAAAAGUUAGUCUUUGAUACUUGUUUUUAUUUUUGUAUUAUUAUUGUUUGGUUGUUCUGUGAUUGCAUCACAAAAAAAAUAUUUUUAUGCAUAAAAGUUGUGUAAAAUAUAGUAUGUAUAAAAUACAGUAAUAUUGUAUUCUUCGUUAUCUGCAUAUGAGUGAAUAAGUACUGAAUGUUGCAACAAAAGAAACUAUAGACUGUAUAUUUUUUAUCAACCAAUGUCAAUCAAUUUCUGGAUAAAAAUAUGUAUAGUUCUUUUUAAAUAUCUUAGAAUUAACGUGUAUUGUUGUGUUUUACUUAACCCAUUCAACCAGAAAGAAUGUAUUCUGUCGUUGAAUGACGCUGCGUUAUUUAGGCACAUACGUUAAGAAUAAAGAAGGUUCGACAUAAUGAAAACAGCAACAUUUUAAAAUAUCAAUUUUUUUAAUACAAACUUUCAACGUCGAUUCGCCGCCUCCUCCUCGCAUCACUACACUUAUAUGCGCAUGUAAUACAGUGUUAAUAAUCAGAAAUAACAAUCGCAAAACGGUUAGUUUUGUUCAUUAAUAAGACAAUUAAAUCGAUAUGAUUAGUGUAACUUCUCUCAUGUUUCCAUGUAAAUUGUACCAUAAUAAAAUGAAACAAUAGUGUACAAUCA
Molecule: messenger RNA, 4364 nt
Organism: Nasonia vitripennis (jewel wasp)
Lineage: Eukaryota; Metazoa; Arthropoda; Insecta; Hymenoptera; Pteromalidae
Exons: 10
Coding region: 1785-3107 (440 amino acids)
Source: RefSeq, a predicted model, not a curated record